Molecule: messenger RNA, 2426 nt
Organism: Didymodactylos carnosus
Lineage: Eukaryota; Metazoa; Rotifera; Eurotatoria; Philodinida; Philodinidae
Source: the annotation of a GenBank genome assembly
AUGAUUAGUAACAAGAUGGGUGAUCAUUCAGAAGCUUGUCAAUUGCAGGGAAGAUAUCGGGCUACUGAAACUGCCACGGCAGCACCCUACACGGGCAACGGUAGCGGCAAGGCGGGAUUGUAUGGCGACAAAGAAUUUUGCUCUCAGUUGGCACGUUGUAAUGAUGUUAUGUUAGUAUUCGCCAACAAAUCUGAAUGUCAAAUAUUUAAAAAUUAUUUUGGAGAAGAAAAAAAAUGUGAAAGAAUUACAACUAUUUUACAUAAAAGAAAUACAUCAUUUGAAUUAUGUUCAUCAUCCCAUAAAUCGCUGUAUUCAAUGGAAAUGUUAUAUUCAUUGGGUUUUAUUUUUGAAGAUAAAUAUAAUUUUUCAACAAAGUUACAACAAUCAAUGAACGACCUAACCAGCCGAUGUGAUAAUACGUUUUAUCAAUUGACUUUAAAUGCAUAUAAAGAGUUAAAACAGGAUCAUUGUUUGGAUCUAACAAAAAUAUUUAAUGAAGAAAAAUUUAAAGAAAUACAGAAUGAAUUGUUGUUGGACAACGAUCAACAACAACAACAACAACAAGAACCGAUCUAUUAUCAAGUUGGCCAUCUUUGUGUUACACCAAUGCGUAUUCUUGUUCUUCCAAUGGAAACUAUUAUGGGUCAUCGUAUUCUACGUCGUAAAGAUUUUGGUGGUAAAGAAAAUUUUAUUAUUGUUGAUUUUAAAGAUGAACAAGUUGAAAAAUAUUUGAAUGAUAGUGAAAAUUUAAAAUCCUAUUACCGUGACCAUAUAUUAAAACGUGGUAUUGAUUUAUGUUUGAAAAAAUAUUUUCUUAUUGGUGCAUCGAAUAGUCAAAUUAAAGACAAAUCAUUUUGGUUUUAUCAAUGUCAAUCAAAUGAUGACAUCGCUCUAUUACUUCAACGAUUGGCUGAGUUUCAGAAAAUUACCAAUUUAGGAACGUAUGUAUCAAGAGUUGGACUGUGGUUUACGAAAACAAAACCGACUGAAAUUAAACUUGAAUUUUAUCCAGAUCCAGAUGAAUUCAAUACUCGAGUGAAACAAUCGAAACAUUGUGUGACAUUGAUUGACGAUAUCAUACACGAUACUUAUAAUUUUACUGACGGUAAUGGACUUAUUUCGAGAGGAUUGGCACAGCUAAUUGAAUCCAAGAACUUAUUUGAAAAAAAAAGUUCCUCGGCUCCAUCAGCCUAUCAAAUUCGUAUAGCCGGCUGUAAAGGACUUGUUAUUAUUGAUCCACAGUCAACUCUGAAUGAAUUUUACAUUAAAGUUCGAAAGUCAAUGUAUAAAGUAGAUUCAGAUGAUGGGACACUGGAUAUUUGUGAGAACGGUUUCAGUGCACCAGUUCCUACGAGUUUAAAUAAUCAGAUUAUUAUUUUGCUGUCCGAUCUCGGGGUACCCGAUGAUACAUUUUUCGACAUUCAACAGCAAUAUUUCCAACGACUUCAAGCAUCGAGUAAUGAAGAAUAUCAGAUAAUGAGUUUGGAUGAUAUAAAGAAAAAUAAGUAUCCAUUACCAGAAAAUGAGUGUCGCUACAUGUUUGGAUGUUCGUUGGAUUCGCCAUUGAAACCAAACCAGUGUUUUAUACGUUAUGAAAUACUUGAUAAAGGACAACCAACAAAUGAAUUCAGAUGUGUUACAGGUAAAGUGAUCAUAACAAAAAAUCCAUGUCCAUAUGCUGGUGAUAUGAUUGUGUUGGAAGCUGUUGAUCUACCAGAAUUAUAUUGUCAAACCAAUGUUAUUGUUUUUCCUGUCGUCGGCACAAGACCACAUUUCAAUGAAUGUGGUGGGUCGGAUUUAGAUGGAGAUUGUUAUUGGGCCUAUUGGGGAUCUAAGUUUAAAAUCGAACCUGAUGUACCACCGUUAAAAUACACAAGCGCAGAAAAAUCAAUACAUCCAACAAUAAUAAAUGCUUAUGAUGUAAUCAGUUAUGUUAUAGCUUUGUUCGGUGCAAGCAGUUAUGUAAGUAUCCUUUUCUAGCCUCUUCUGUAUUAGUCAGUUAGUUAGUUCAUGUUUCCAAGACUUUCGGUUUUCUGUAGCGAAAAAGCAGUCGCCCAGUCAGUCACCUAUAUUUUUUAAAAAUUCGUUUUAACGUGAGAUUAGCUUAAGGGUACACCCCCCCUCUUUUUUCACCUUGUUGCCAAAUGCGGAGUACAUGUCCGAUUGAGCUCAAAUUUAUAGCAGAGAUAGAACAUCGAAAAAGAAAAUCGAUGUAUUUUUGCCCAGAAUUUUCUGACGUGUUCUUCUAUGGAUUUUCUAGAAAACGCUGGUUUUCAUCCAGUAACAUUACGACCUCUCGAAAAAAUGGUCCGAUCGAGCUCAAAUUUUUACCACAGAUACUUUAGGCCCUAUCUCAGGUUCGUUUCAUUAGUGUGGACAAAGUGUCUAAAGACGAAUUGACGAAUCGCAAUUUUUGGGCGUAAAAA